Debaryomyces tyrocola is the source of this 66-nucleotide messenger RNA. The record is from the annotation of a GenBank genome assembly. Lineage: Eukaryota; Fungi; Ascomycota; Pichiomycetes; Serinales; Debaryomycetaceae.
AUGCAGUACGCAAUGAUUAAAUAUAAAAUCGAAUAUCCCACUAAAAGGAGAAAGAUAACGAUGUAA